AGGAACGGACUCGGCGGAGUAAAGUGAACGGAAAAUUAACUGUCAAGCGAGCGAGAGAAGAGAAAUCAGAAAAUGGUGGUUGUGGAUUCUUCGGCGUCGGCGAUAAUGGCUGAUCAGAACAUCGAUCCUAACACCGCGACGAACCCUAGCCGUCAAGAGAAGCAUGUUCCGGCGAUUAAGGCUAUCUCCGGUGACGAGGAAGGUCCGUCGAAGGAGAAAAAGAGCAAUGACUACAACGCGUUGAAGAAAUCAACCACCGUAAUCCAGAAAUCGCACUUCUUCCAGAGUUCUUGGACCUUUUGGUUCGAUAAUCCUUCCUCAAAAUCGAAUCAAGUCACAUGGGGAAGCUCUUUGAGAUCUUUGUAUACAUUCGCUACUAUCGAAGAGUUCUGGAGUCUUUACAACAACAUUCAUCCUCCAACCAAGUGGGUUUCAGGGGCGGAUCUCUACUGCUUCAAACAUAAGAUUGAACCAAAAUGGGAAGAUCCUAUCUGUGCUAAUGGAGGAAAGUGGACUAUGUUUUUUCCUAAAGCAGCUACACUAGAAUCCAAUUGGCUUAACACGCUACUUGCGUUGGUUGGUGAGCAAUUUGACCAAGGAGAUGAGAUUUGUGGGGCAGUUUUGAACUUCAGAACGAGAGGGGAUAGGAUCUCUCUAUGGACAAAGAACGCUGCAAAUGAGGAGGCUCAGCUAAGCAUUGGGAAGCAGUGGAAGGAACUUCUUGGUUACAAUGAGAAAAUUGGAUUCAUAGUUCAUGAGGAUGCAAAGACUCUUGAUCGUCAUGCUAAAAGUCGGUAUACUGGAAAAACUCAGGAAUUGAGGCCGAGUGGAUUAGGGAGUAGAUCUGAUGAGAGAACUGAUAGGAGACAGGGAAAAGAGCCAGAGAAGAUGGAGAAAGAAGACUUGAGUUUUGGAAUAAGCGAGGAGGGUGAGAUUAAUGUUGAGAUGCAGAGGAGAAGCCAUGAAACAGAGUCGAGAUUAUGGCAAAGGGCUAGAACUCCUGAUUCGAGAGGAAGUGGUUCCACAAUGAUGUUGGAUGAGAGAACUCAGGGGAGAUCCGAACCGGUGCUAAGUGCGUAUCCAAUUCGCCCCGGUGAAGAAAAUUGUCCGUUUUAUCUAAAAAAUCAUCUGUGUGGCUGGGGAAGCGAUUGUUGUUACAAUCAUCCUCCUCUACAUGAGAUUCCGAACAGGAUUGGUAAUAAGCUGGAUUGCAAGUUUUUUAAGGCAGGAACUUGUAAGAGAGGCUCAAAUUGUCAAUUUUAUCACCCAAAGGAAAGAGAUGGUGAUAGUUUACCUAUGCGUCAGGGUAGAACUCCGGAUUUGAGAAGGAAUGAUUCAGGGAGGAGGAGGUACAAAACAGAGGCAAGAUCCUGGCCAGAGAAGAGGGAGAAAGAAGACUCUGGCUUUAGAAGAAACGAAUUGGGUCAGUUUCGUGAUCACCAAGACUCUGACAAAGACUCGCAAGAGAUUCUGCUACAACAGAGACCUAGAGAUGUUGGGAAGCGGAAGAGGUCUAGAAGUCCUGGUUGGAGAGCGAGUUCAUCAAGAGAAACAUUCGAAAAUACAUGUCAAAGACGCCAUGGAAAGGAGUUGGCCUUGUCCAAGCGAGAGAGGGAUCUUAAGAAACCGAGACAAAGGAACAUCGAGAGGCAGAGGAGAGAAGCUCAAGAGAAUCUGCAACAACAGUGGUUUCAGGAACAGAGAAAGAGAAACAUUGAGAAGGCGAGAAUCGAAGCUCGUCUGAAACUUGAUCAGGAAAUGGGUAUUCAAGGGCUUUUACCGUUGCUGAAAUCGAUAAUGGUACCGAUUCAUAUCAAGGAGCUUGAGGGUUGUAUCGUCGCCGUCGAUACAUAUUCAUGGCUACACAAAGGUGCUUUAUCUUGUAGCCGAGAGCUCUGCAAGGGAUUACCCACCAAGAGGCAUAUUCAAUAUUGUAUGCAUAGAGUGAAUUUACUCCGCCAUCAUGGAGUGAAGCCUAUCAUGGUCUUCGAUGGAGGUCCGUUACCGAUGAAACUAGAACAAGAGAAUAAGCGUGCUAGAUCCAGAAAGGAAAAUCUUGCACGUGCAUUGGAGCAUGAAGCAAAUGGAAAUUCCUCGGCUGCUUAUGAGUGCUAUUCAAAGGCGGUAGACAUUUCACCUUCUAUUGCACACGAAUUGAUACAGGUUCUGAGGCAGGAGAAUAUUGAUUACGUUGUAGCUCCUUACGAAGCUGAUGCGCAGAUGACAUUCUUAGCUGUUACUAUGCAAGUUGAUGCGAUUAUCACUGAGGAUUCUGAUCUCGUACCUUUUGGCUGCCCAAGAAUCAUUUUUAAAAUGGACAAGUUUGGUCAUGGUGUUGAGUUUCAAGCCUCCAAGCUACCCAAAAAUAAGGAUCUCAGUCUUUCAGGAUUUUCAAGCCAAAUGCUGCUUGAAAUGUGCAUAUUAAGUGGUUGCGAUUAUCUGCAGUCACUUCCAGGAAUGGGACUCAAAAGAGCUCAUGCACUCAUUACAAAGUUCAAAAGCUAUGACAGGGUUAUUAAACACUUAAAGUACAGCACAGUUUCAGUUCCUCCUCUUUAUGAAGAGUCAUUCAAGAGAGCCUUACUGACUUUCAAGCAUCAACGUGUCUAUGAUCCAAAAAGUGAAGAUAUUAUACACUUGUCUGACAUUUCUGACAACCUUGGCGAAGAUUCCGAUUUUGGUAUAGCACUAGGCCAGCUUGAUCCCUUCACACAGUUGCCAUUCCAGGCUGAGAGUGUAACUCCUAAAGUGGCUGUUGAUGGUAUAUCCCGUCCCAUAAGUUUCAAACCUGAAACUGUAAAGAAAAAGCUUGAUUUGCCAGUCCAGAAAAACCUUCUCACCAAGUACUUCUGCUUUGCAUCUGUUGAGGCAAAAAGAAAAUUCAAGGCUCCUAGGAUAUCACCAAUUUCUCUGACCCCAACUGAUGAAUCUCCAAGCACUCCUGAUAAUAAUUCAACAGAUAUAGAUGCUCUUUCAAGUCAGACAACAAAUGAAUCCCCGGUUUAUAGCUUGGGUGAGAAUGCAUGUGUUAGCAAGGUUGCAGAGAAAAGAGAGGCACCCGACGAUGAUGCAAUGGAAAGUAAUCACAAGGAUCUUCAUCAUAAAUACGGCGAUCGGGAAGUGGAGAGGCCAAAGAAAGAUAGUUUGAAGGUUAUAGUAAGAAGCAAGUAUUUUAAGCAGAAGCAGGAAGACAAAAGUCUUAAACAAUCGAUCCCAUGUCUUAAUGAUUGCUCUGUGAUUGGUCAGAGAAAGACUGUUAAAACUGUGAUUAACAUGUCAAGCGCGUCUAAAAGAGAAGAGAGUCACAGAGCUAUAACAACUAGUCCAUGUUUAAAUCAUGACCGAAUCGAUAACGAUCAGGAAGAUACUACAGAAGGAAGUUUCUCUGCCAUGAACGAAGUGGCUGAGAGAACAACAAACAUUCACAAGAUAAACCAUCAGAUCGAUGAAGAGGAACAGAACCCAUCCGUUGAGAUCCCUUCUGCCUUUAGUACUCCAGAGAAAGUCCUAAAUCUCUCUUCCAUUGUUAUUAAUAGUUUUCAUGGAGCUGCAACAGGGAAGAGGAAGCUUGAUUCAGUUGAAAACCUUCAGCAGGAAAAUUUGAAUUCCAAGCACAUUCGCAUGGAUGAAACAGAUCCUGCUCUUAAUGCAGAAACACCAUUUGAAACCGAUGAUGUUGAGAAGUUUGGAUCGAACAUUUCACAUAUAGGACAUUACUCAGAAAUAGCAGAGAAAUCAGUGGAAAGAUUUGUCUCAGCCAUAUCAUCUUUCAAAUAUUCUGGGACUGGCUCUCGUGCUAGUGGCCUGCGUGCACCUCUCAAAGAUAUCCGCAACACAUGUCCGUCCAAAGGGUUAUCUCUUAAACCAGACAUCAGCAAGUUUGGCUAUGCGUCAAGCAACCGACACAUGGUGACAAAGUCAAGGCGAUUGUGAGCUCAGAUUUGUAAGUUAACCAUCUCUUUAGAGCCACUUGAGAACAUUAGCUUUGAAAUCAACUUCUUGGUCGCAUGAUAUUCUUGGUGUUGUAUCUGUAUUAGCUUUUUACUGUGCAUAGCAUUCUUGUUCAAAGACUCUUUACAAUACAGUUUGAUUCAUAAAUGAAACAACUUUUAACUU
Arabidopsis arenosa is the source of this 4116-nucleotide messenger RNA. The record is from the annotation of a GenBank genome assembly. Lineage: Eukaryota; Viridiplantae; Streptophyta; Magnoliopsida; Brassicales; Brassicaceae.